AGGAAUGCUUCGUGUGCUGUGGGGCAGGAGAUGCUUGUGCGGACCCGGGAGGCAGUGGGGGUCUGUCGCCCUGGGGGUGCACUUGGGAUGGGAGGCAGUGGGGGGAAUGCUGCUGGUCUGGGGGUGCCGGGAUGCUGCGAGGACAUGGAGAGCCGGCUGUUAGUGGGCUGGAUUUGGUGGGGCUGUUGGCGUGGGCAGCCUUUGAGGAUAGGGCUAAAUACUGAAAGUGUCUUGGCGCUGUGGAGCUGGGUGCUGUGGAGCCACUGGAGGGUGCCACAGGGCUGCGCCUGGGUGCAUGGACCUGGUGAGGGAAGGCCUCGUCUUUACCUGGGGUGGGGCCAAAUCCAAGGUUCCCCAGCCCUCGGCUGUGAUGUUGCCAGUGCUGUCGUCUGUGCUGGUGGGCGCGGUGCCUCUCUGGGAUGUGGGGACGGCCAUGGCAAGGUGAGGGCUGGAUCUCAGUGCCCGGCUGGGCAAGAGAAAGUUGCGUGGCUCUGCUGGAGCCUCAUCUCUGUGGUUGUGCUGCUGUCGUCAGGCCGGUGCCUGGGGAGAGUGGGUUGUGCUCUGGAGCAGGCUGGCUGCCUCCCCUGUGGCUUCCCUUCCCAACAGCUGCCGCUAUUGUAGGUGAGGAAGCUUCUCCAGGGGCAGGAAGGUGCUGUGUCUUUGGAGGAAAGGGCCGACCUCAACACCUGCUUCUAGCUGAAGUGUUUUGUUUUUUACCACACUGACAACACAGGGAUGUAUGUCACCCAAAGGCUGCACGGCAGGAAGUUAUUGCUCCACUUUGCACCUGCUGAGUUUGAAGGAAAAGCUCUUGGCAAGCCAAAGGGGAAAUGUGGAGAAGAGGGUGAUGCAAACAUUUGUAUAUCCCAUCUCUCCUAUAUCAGGGUAUAGAAAGUCUGGGCAGGAGCCAUGCCUGUGACCUGGAAUGGGCUGCUGGGUCUGAGGUCCACAUAUCCAGCAGAUCCCAACCUUGGGGUGAACCCUGUGCUCCUCAGGCAGGGUGGAGGAGAGCCCUUUGGGCAGCCCAUUUGGAUGCUGCAGCUUCUGCCCUCACCCUCCAUGCUGCUCCCCAGGGAUUAUGUUGGUGGGCAUAGCAGCACAGAGGGAUGAUCCCUGUGGGAGUGACUCUGAGCUCUAGCACCAGUGCCUGGCACCAGAUCAAGGCAAGCCCAGGUUCAGAACGUGCCUUGGCAGGACCUUGGGGCAGCCUCGCUGCUUAAUAUUGAUGGGUAUUGCCUGCACAGAGGCCCGGGGGCCCCAGCCCUGCAGAUCGUUUUCCCAUGUGCUGGGCCAGAUCGGGUUCCUCAUCACUCCCAGCAAAGCUCUCAGACAGGACAAGGGGCUCAGCAGGCAGGGCAGCACUGGCCCGGAGCUGUCCCUGGGCCUCUCAUUUGCUGGUGUGUGGCACUGUUCAAGGAUCCAGGCAAGGAGAAGGAGGAACUGUUGGGACUCUUGGAGUGAAGCUGGGAGGGUGGCCUCUGCAACUUGGUCCAAAAGUUGAGGUGAAGGGAAGUAGCAUCCUACUUUUUGGGGUUAAGGAGAGACUAGGGGAAGAGGGGUAAUCCUGUAAUGGUUUCUCCACAUGUUCCUUGCAUGGAGACACGAUCCUACAUGAUCCUUGUGUGAUUCCCCUGUUUCUGAACAUGUUGUGAAGGGCUGAAAUCAUCCCUGGAUAUGGCCCAGCAUCCUGGAUGCUCAUGCCUUCUCUGGUUUCCUCUGAGUCAGACUCUCCAUGUCGCUCCCCCGGCCCCCUCCCCGCUGGGAAAGACGAGAUGGGACCAGAGAGCACCUGAGCCCAGAUGCUGAGGGGCCUGUGCCCCCUGCUCCAGGCAAAGAGACAUCCCAGUGACAGCAGCCCCGCAGCCUCCAGGAGCCUGGGCUCAGUUUCUCCAGCUCGGCAUCCUUCUCAGUUCAGGGAGCUGCACUGCCGGCGUCAGCACGUCAGGGAGGGGAAACCCUUCCCAAGGGACAGCCAGGCAGCAGGGUGGCCUGCCCACGCCGAGCUCCUGUCCCCCCAGGCGUGGUGUGGCAGGGAUGAGGAGCCGGCAGCGGAUGUUUGCCGCGGUGAUGCGCCUGCUCCUCAAGUGCCUGCGGCUGGGUCGGCGGCGGCGGUUCAAGCUGAUGCGGCAGGUGGAGCAGCUGUGGCACUACGGGCACCUCUGCCUCCGCUCCCUGCUCUACAACUCCUUUACCAACGGCGAUGUGGUGCUUGACUCUCUCUUCGAGCCGGUCUACUGGCUGGUGGACCAUGUCACCCGGUGGUUUGGUGUGGUGUUUGUGGCACUGGUGAUUGGGCUGACGAGCUCUAUUGUGGCCAUCGUGUACAUCUGCCUGCUGCCCCUCAUCCUGCAGACCUACACACCUGCCUGGGUAUGCUGGCACCUCACCUAUGGACACUGGAACCUCAUCAUGAUUGUCUUCCAUUACUACAUGGCUAUCACCACUUCACCUGGGCACCCACCACAGGCCAAGAACGACCUCACUGGUGUGUCCAUCUGCAGGAAAUGCAUUGCCCCUAAGCCAGCUCGCACCCACCACUGCAGCAUCUGCAACAGGUGUGUGCUGAAGAUGGACCACCACUGCCCCUGGCUAAACAACUGUGUGGGACACUACAACCACCGCUACUUCUUCUCCUUCUGCUUGUUUAUGACCAUGGGCUGCAUUUACUGCAGCAUCAGUGGCUGGGAUAUGUUCCGGGAUGCCUACGCAGCCAUUGAGAGAAUGAAACUGCUUGAGAAGGAGAGACUGCAGGUGGCUGCCAACCAGACAUACUACCAGACCCCACCACCCACCUUCUCCUUCCGCCAGCGAGCUUUCCACAAGAGCGUGGUCUAUCUCUGGGUCCUGUGCAGCUCGGUUGCACUGGCCCUGGGUGCCCUCACGCUGUGGCACGCUGCCCUCAUUACCCGUGGGGAAACAAGCAUUGAACGGCACAUCAACAGAAAGGAGAGGCAGAGACUGCAGAAGAAAGGCAAGGUCUUCAGGAAUCCUUACAGUUACGGCAGCUGGGAUAACUGGAAGGUGUUCCUGGGUGUGGAUGUGCCAAGGCACUGGCUCACCCGUGUCCUGCUGCCCUCUCCUCACCUGCCCCAUGGGACAGGCCUGAGCUGGGACCUGCCUCCCUGUGUGACAGAGCAACAUGCGCCACUGCUGGCAAUCUGAGACCCUGUGCUCUGGACAUCCCUUCCCCCAGGCCGGGGACCUGCUCUGCUGCAGCAGCUUCAGCAGCUUCUUUGGCCAAAGUGCCUGGCAGAAGGCUGGCACAGAUUUCUGACUGGAGCCAGAGCCAUGGAAGCUCUGUGGACUGUGCUGGUGCCUGGACACCUUCCCUCUUGGCUCUUGGUGGCUGCAGGCAGCCCAGGGGCAAGGUUGGCAGAGCUGUUGCUCCCUGAUCCAGAUGAUGGUGCUGCCCUCAUUAACACAGGUACAGGCCAGCAGUGGCCCAGCUCAGCUUUCUGAAGGGCUAGGUGCAGAGGAUUACAGCCCCAUCCCCCAAGUAUUCCCCAGGGAGUCUUUUUAAGACCAUCUACUAAA
Cinclus cinclus is the source of this 3534-nucleotide messenger RNA. It is a transcript of the gene ZDHHC16, whose product is annotated as zinc finger DHHC-type palmitoyltransferase 16. Gene Ontology annotation, cellular component: Golgi apparatus. The record is from RefSeq and is a predicted model, not a curated record. The coding region runs from base 2035 to 3162 and encodes 375 amino acids. NCBI's taxonomy places the organism in Eukaryota, Metazoa, Chordata, Aves, Passeriformes, Cinclidae. The transcript has 10 exons. Gene Ontology annotation, biological process: protein palmitoylation. Gene Ontology annotation, molecular function: palmitoyltransferase activity.